Molecule: messenger RNA, 2787 nt
Organism: Penicillium coprophilum
Lineage: Eukaryota; Fungi; Ascomycota; Eurotiomycetes; Eurotiales; Aspergillaceae
Product: secretory pathway Sec39 family protein
Exons: 3
Coding region: 1-2787 (928 amino acids)
Biological process (GO): retrograde vesicle-mediated transport, Golgi to endoplasmic reticulum
Source: RefSeq, a predicted model, not a curated record
AUGGCUCUCGAAGAGCUUUCUGAUGCGCAUGCCAUUAUACUAGCCACUCAACUCUGUGCAGAUGGUAAUGUAGCGGAUUUGCCUAUUCUACAGGCCCGGUUUCCCCAUUGUUUUCCGUUGGAACGCCUCCUGCGCAUCAUCUUGACCUUUCUCCCAGAGUGCACAGAGCCCUCUCGGUAUAUCUCAGUGUUACAGGAGUUGGAAAAUAGCUCCAGCCUUUCACCCGAUCGACCGAUCAAUACAUCUGCUGUCCAGGACUUGUCCGAAUCGGUCGCAAGAAAGCGCGUGCGGAAGCUUCAUUUACGGCCGCUGCAACGUCCUGACGAGGAAGACGAGAUAGCUUCAGCAGAUCCUUUGACCAAAUUUCUUAUCCACCGAGCACAUCUGAUUGACUCAGAAACAGCAUUGCAGCCCCUUGUCCUUGAACUCAUCCUCCCGUUUUACGAGAACUCGCCAAUCAUUCGAACAUGGCUGAUAUCGAGCUUAUUACCACUACUCCGACUAAAUUACGAAUUCUAUGCCCAUCGCGACGAAACUCUAUCUCUUGAGAUCUUGGAGUCUAUGGAUGAUCAAACCGCGGUCAACAUUCUUCUGUCUUUGAUGAGCCCCGAAGAAAGUAACAUGGAUCUGGUCAACAACUUGAGGGGUCUGAUUGGACCUUGGCUUUAUGGUGGUAAUAGGUCAAAACGGCGAAGGCUUAAUGAAGCAGCUCAACAGAGUUCAGUUUCUUUGAUUCAAGGCUCCGAGAAACCCCAAGCAACCGAAUUGGCUGGGUGGGAACACGUGAACGAAUGGCUACUGUCGCGGAGUCUUGUCGACCGUGACAGCGUUGUGAGCGCAUUCACUCACUGGGAUGGACCCUCAGAUGUGGACUUGGGGGGAUAUGACAACGCUGGCACGCAAUUCUCCGAAGAGCAGGCGAGAGAUCUACGGGCUCGAUACGGCCAGUCCGGUCUUGCUGUGGUGUAUGCCCAUGCAGACUCAUCGAUCACUGUGUUGGAGGGCUCAUUCCAGGUCUUGACGAGAGUCGCGAAGCUCCUCGUUCUUGAAGACUGCUUGUACCUUGCUCCUGAUUCAGAACUGCCGUCUGUGCACUAUGAUACUGAGUCAAUCUCCUCGACAUCCCGCGCAUCUCUACUACAGAACUCUCUUUUGAGACCGACGAACCCUCUUACAAAACCAUCGCCCUCAUCGAUCUCGUUUCUUAGCGCUUUACUUCUCUCCCUUCGUAUCUUGACUGAGCUUGGUCAUCUGGUUCCCUGCCGCGUUGCGGCAAAUAUGUGCCUUCACAGCACCGAGGAAAUGCAAUUGGCCGAACUCAAAAGUGUGAUAGAUUCUGCUGUGAAGCAAUCGAACGCAAACCAAGACUGGUCUAUGAUUCGACAACGAUUACUUUGGCUUCAAGAUUGGCAGGCGGAACACUCAGAUAACGCCUGGGAUGAACCUUCACCGUACCAUGGACUUUUCUGGCGGAUCUCGCACGACACGGUUGAGGUAGAGAUCCUGAAAGCGCUGCUGGCAGCUAAGGAGUAUCAAUUGGCUAUCGAUAUUUACAUCAACUCUAAAUCAGCGCCGCUUAACCCUGCCCAGGUGGAAGCUGCAGUCCAAGAAUCCAUAUUCACAGUGUAUGAUAAUGCAAGCAACGGAAACAGAACCCGGGGAGGAAUGAAGAGAGCUUAUGACAUUUUACAAUCAUUCGAAUCGCACUUCCCAGAGUCUGUUGUAUUCAAACAAAUCCACGCCUUAAUAGCCGCAACACACGCACUCUCAUACUACUCGCUGACCCUGCAACAUGGUGUUCCAUUCCAGCCUGUCAGCAUUCGUGUUCAUCACGAUCCCAUCCUCUUAAUUGAGAAAGUACUCGAGCAAAACGCGAAGAGCUACACCAAACUAGACGACCUUCUGUCUAUUGGACGAAACCUAGUAGCUGCAGGCGUUCCCACGCAGCGGGCAUCGCACGAAGCCGAAGACGAGCCAGCUCACCAUAAACCACCGAAGGAGCACGCUAUUCUUACCGCAGAACGCCGCAUCACCUCCCUAGCAAUUGCCUCCGCUCUAUCCUCCAAUGAUUUCGGCACAGCCUACUCCUACAUCCUAACCCGACUAACGCCACCGUCCCUCCUCUCAACCUCCUCACCCCUCCUAAACACCACCUCUGUCCCCGACGACAUCACCUGGCGCGCCGUAUAUAACGCAGGUCGCUACCGCGCUACAACACCAACUCAUCCACCCCCCACCCUCCAAUCCCAAAUCUCGCACCUCUCUCAGCGGAUGGAACUCCUCUCCCUCGCCCUUGUUCUCGUCCCGUCCCCAGACCCGCUCCCGGAAAUUCUCGGCGCCUGGCGACGCUGUGACGAAGAACUGACCUCGCUGCGCGCGCAAGAGCAGCAAGAAGAAGAUCUCUGGGACAGAAAAGGAGAUACACUGACCUCCGUCCCGGGCGGAUUCGGACCCUCAGACUCAGAACGUGAUGCCUUUGACACCGAGCAGCAACGCGCGGCACGACGUGCGCGCGCUGCAAUGCCUAACUCCCAUCGCCACGAGGCGCCCAUGGGUCUAUUUGAGGUUGCUCGUGGCGCGGCUUUAGCGUUGCACAAGAAUGCUUUCCCGUUGAGGGGUGCUGCUGAUGGUUCGGCGUCGGUUGCCCCUCGGGACGACGAUCGGCCGCUGUCGCCGGAUAGUGAGGGCCGUGUUAGGAAGAGGGAUAUGGUUAGCAAUAUGAUGACCGGGGGAUUGGUCAGUGGGAUUGGCUGGGUUCUUGGCGCUGACCCGGUGAGCAAGAAAUAG